Molecule: messenger RNA, 4642 nt
Organism: Spirometra erinaceieuropaei
Lineage: Eukaryota; Metazoa; Platyhelminthes; Cestoda; Diphyllobothriidea; Diphyllobothriidae
Source: the annotation of a GenBank genome assembly
AUGGCAUGCAAAUGUGCCCAAGAGCACGAAGAGCGCGACAAGGUUGUUGCUUAUUACUGUAGGUUUUAUUUGUUAUAUGUUAUUAAGCACAGGCCGCAUGUACGCCGUUCAAACAGGCGUAAAAAUUGACGCGAAGUCAAAAGAAUGCUCGGCUUUCCUUGGUGCAUUAUUAGAUAAUCUGGACGCAAUGAAACUUGCACUUAAGAAUGAUGAGCGCAUUUCGUCAGAACUCCACGGCCAGGCAUACAUCGAAGAGUAUGCGCAGAAGUUGUUCGCCUUUGCGUUUAAGCGAGACGAAGCUUCCGACUUUGGCCCGUAAUUUGGCGAUAAACACUAAAUACUUUUUAGUGCCACAAUAAAAUCUUUUAUGACUGCAGGAAUUUUGAUGGAUGUACUAUCCUUCUUUGGCGAAGUUCCCGCAGAGGUAUAUUUCCUUCCUGACCGUCACUUUGCCAGAUUGUGAAGGCUCGGAAGUACGCAAAGUAUAAGGCUCUUUAUAUAAAAAGAUGCCUGGAUAAUGGUGAAGUUCCCGUUGCGGGUCCCGCUUCUGUUGAUGAUGCAUCUUCGGUUCCCGGUAAGAUGGUUGCGCUUUUCUCCUUUACAACCGUUUGAAAAGAAUUGAUACAUGCUUUAGAAGUAAACACUUAAUCAUAAAUCUCCCCAAAGAAUUAAAACAUGUCUGCGAAGUCAUUUUCAAAGGAACAGAUGCCCUUCUUAGUCUAAGAUAUGACUGGUUCCUGUGGCGAUGUCAUCCUCCACGCAGCUCUAAUUAAUUUCGACAGACGGCGGCUGACCUCAUCUUUAGGGGCGGGUUUUGCGGUGACAUUACUUGUCGACGGACUGGUUAAUCAGGCCUGUAGGCGACCUCUUACCUUGAAUCUCGCGGGGUGUUUAACCACGGUUUUGCGAACCUAAUUGGCCAGGCGCAGUGAAGGCAUGAUAUUGUCGGGUCUGCCAAUUAUUGUCGCCAUCAGGGGGACGAAACAACGAAGACCACGGUGGGAUGGAGUUACACUUAAAUAAUUUAGAUUUAUGCUUCUCCUACCUCUGUGCUUCCUUAAGAAACUACAAAAUUAGAUAAAACACUAUAAUGUGCUUGGGGAUUUGUAGGAGAACCAGCAGUAUCAUUAACCAACAAACUGAAUAGUCGGGGCCUUCUUUUGCUAGAGAUUUCCACGGGUUUUAUCCAAGACCAAACAGAGAGCUGAACAGAUAUUUGUGGAGAAAACUAGAGGGGAGCGAGACGACUCGAAAAUAAAAAUCGGACAGAAACAUCUGAAAUGGAGCGAAGACUUGGUGCCAAGAUUAAUUACCAGACGGGAUUCCUUGCAGACUUUCAUAAGGUAAGAAGGUGGAACAUUUUCCCAUCUCCCAUACAUCGGGGUCAUGUUGCCGCCAGAAGAACGGCUUACUGACGUCCUAAUUUUCCAAAUUUAGGCCGCCGUUGCAAUAUCCGUAUCGUCACCGAAUCCACGUUUACAGGGCAUCAGUCGGGAGUACCGCAUUGUGCGCGUAGGAGCACAGCAGGAAUCGGAAUUCCCUGAUCACUAGUGUGCGGAUUUCGUCUCAGAUGAGACAGUACACACGCGCUGUGAUAACAUCGUGAGGAUAUUGUGUACCACCUAGAGGCAUAGGCGAGGCGCUUUCAACACGUCUUUAUCGCUCGCUCCAUAAGUGCAGUGCUGCCACUUUGAAUUCAACAUCUCUGUCCCAAUCGAGUUUUCGAAGAACAGCUCCAAAUAUCUCAAAAAAAGUCUAUCGGACCAUUUAGAUGGUUCUUGGACUUUCGGUUUUCGACUUCCGUCGCUGGAGAAGAUAUUAGGCCGAGCUCUCCAGAUCCGCGACUCCUGAUUAUUGUGCGAAGUAGUACUCAUCGUGACAUCACCGGGGCCCGUUUGAUCGGACACAUGAUCACAUCUGUACCAAGUGAGUGAAGUACAAGGGUUGGGCUAAUUUGGGGACCCGUUUCCCCGUUGUGAAGUUGUAAACCAAGGAGCCCGUUGUCAGGAGCAUUUAAACCUGACGCCUUACCACCUGAGCCGCGGGCCGCGAAUCAACCGCUCUGUACUGAUAAGAACCGGGCAACUUAAAUGCCCAGUGUUUACUCUUUCCGCCUUCAAUUAGCCAACACCAAAACCAAAGUCUGGAAGAUUCGGAAUCACCACUCUAGCCAGUACCGUCGUGGAAACCUAAGUCAAACACUACAGCCGAACUACGGGCCUCGAUCCCGCCCACGUUGAAGACCGUGCAGGUGAUUUGCAUGUAGCCCUAAUCGGUCGGACAGCAUCCCAGAACAAAGCAGUUCUCUAAAUUUUGCGACUGCAUACGAAAUCCUAACUCGCCCCCCCCUCCCCCCAGGGCGUGUGCGCUCUUACCGCAUAUACACUGUUUCAAUGAGCGUUACGCGCAAUAGUAGCUGGCAGAAUGUGGCCUCUUAGGUCAAUAGUUCGAAGGUCAGUAGCUAAUAUUUACAUCAAAGCUAACAGCCCACGUUCAAAUCUCACGCCGCACAGCCUGCGUUUGAGGUUUUACCUACUCACGACUACGUCCCUGACUUUGUCGGAGCGCCGCUUUGGGGCAUGCAUAGAUGAAGGUUGGUCACUAGGGUCGUCCCUUUGGCCAAAGCCGUUGAAAGAAGCAGCUGUACAAAACAUUUCGGAUCGUAAACCUCAUGCACUCACUGUAGUAAGCACAUUUGCGUUUUUUUUUACAAAAAAUCCAAGAGUGCUUUUUACCGUCAAACUAACGGCGAGCCUGACACUGUUACGCGUUGACUAAAACAAACAUCUACAAAGUAUCCGGAAAGUCUUCGUUUUUUAAAACUAGGAAACCAUCACAAACCAUACUUGGGAAACCGUUAUGACAGUCUUUUGAAGUGAUAUUUGAUUUUAAGAACGAAACCAGCGUUGCCACUGCCCAUAACCAUCACGGUGAAACUUACCAAGCAAAAUCGUGGUUAGCAUCUUUCCAUACGAGACGUAGGAUUGACUUGUAGGCCGUUUCAGGCAUCUGAAGUAGCGUGACAUAGCCAGCGGUUGGGCGGUGGAUAUGCUAUAAAGAGCCGCAGGUUUCAACUUAAACGUAACAUUUCCUAGAACGUAGAGACCAGACCAAGCAGAAGGAAAUGCAUACAGUUGGCAAGACAGCGCGUGCGAUAUGACUGAUUCUGCGUCAUUGUCUACGCAGCCUUCCGGUUUCCCACCCUGGUCCUCAGCUGCCUCGUGACCCGGACGGGAGUCGGCUUCAUAAAUGUGGAUUGCAUGAGAAACCUCGGCCACUGGCCUGUGAAAUGGGACAGUUGACAGAACAAGUGGCCGAAUGGAUGAAUUUUCCCGGGUAGCUCAGUCGUUCACAAUCCGCUCGGUUAGAUGAGAGGCGCAGACGGCGCCCCAACGGGGUCACUGCCGAAUUUUCCAUAAGCUAUCGCGUUUAUAGUCAUGUUCCUGGGACAAAAAUAUGCAAAAAUUCCCAUUCGUUUUGCCGUUAUCUUCCAUCGGCUGUAUUCUGCCCAAAAUAUGUGCUAAAAACCAGUUGGUAGACCAACAGGCAGUUCGGUUUACAACUUUCUUAGACUUAGACUGAUCAUUCUUACAUUUUAUACUCUCCACUCUAUCUACUGCCUUUUGCGUCCCUCAUCCAUCUAUCCACCCAGGUGGUAACUUCUGCGUGAUGUCUAAAACGGCGACUUACGAAACCAGAUGCACGGUCUUUGCACAAUCAGAGCCACUCAGACACUGGUUCCUACUGCAUCCCCUGAGCUGGUGGCAAUAACGUUGCGGUACUUUGUAGGUCUACAUGAUGUGACGAAUGAUGUUUCAUGGUAAUUACAAGUAGUUAGUAGUCGUGGAAGCCGGGUACAUCGGCCUGACUUCAUGUUGGGCUAGAUUGAAGUCAAUUUUCCUGCCGCAUUUUAUUACCGUCACAUUUUCUUUCUGGCCCAUACUGGCGCACCUUCAGCGCGGUCACUUCCGACUGACUUUAGAAUCCUAUCUCUUACCAAGUGGUUUCUACCUCCUUAAGGAAGUAGUCUGGGGGGUUUAUGCGCUGUGGGCUUCAACUACCGAAGAAGCAAACGCGCGUCCUAAUUUUAUGUUUUUUUAAAAACGUCAUCUGUAGGUGAUGUUAAUCUGGUUCUUGUAUCCCUGUUUUGCCGCGUCCUUAAACAUCCUAAAUCGGGUCUGGUUUCUGGCAUGCGUUAAGAGAACCACGUGCCGGCAGACAGAAUCAGUCUGCAGAGCUCGAAUCUGCUGUUGUUUUGUGUUCACCUUGAGGCUUCUGCUGUUCGCCUGUUUAUCACGAUAAUCAGCCAGGAGCCAUUUUACCUAACUACCGCGGUCUGUCCCUAUCUUACCUCUUCCUUGCAGAUCUCAAGAGCCUCUCUAAGCCCACGGCGGACGCCAAACCCACCUCGCAGCCGCCGGCACCCCCUAAGGAGGCUUCCAGCGGAAGUCCUGGGAAGGCGGACAGCUCCCAGGCUUCGCCCUCCAAGGAGCCGGCCCAAAGUGGGGGGAAGUUAGACCCUAAGCUUACUGCAUUAGCCGUAAAGCAUGCCAAGUACGCCAUCAGCGCAUUGGAUUAUGACGACCGGACCACUGCCAUUAAGAACCUCCAGGAGGCCCUCAAGUACCUGACCACUCAGUGA